This is a messenger RNA of Paralichthys olivaceus (Japanese flounder), 1882 nucleotides long. It is a transcript of the gene fam177a1a, whose product is annotated as family with sequence similarity 177 member A1. The record is from RefSeq and is a predicted model, not a curated record. Lineage: Eukaryota; Metazoa; Chordata; Actinopteri; Pleuronectiformes; Paralichthyidae.
GAGGCGGUGCUGGCACACAGGCGGAUCGUGGUGAGGUGGAGGUCCUGACAGAGAUGGCUGCUCUGCCGCUGAGUUUAACAAGUGUCAACGUUUCCCUCACACCAACUAUGGAGACUGAAAAGAGUCCUGGAGGAGGAGUGACAGACUUUGAGAGUGUGGAGAUGGGAGACUCUGCUGGGAGUCAGGGAAGAGUAAAGGUUCCCCGAAGGACCAUCUAUUUUGCGAGUGGAGAGACCAUGGAGGAAUACAGCACUGAUGAAGAAGAGGAGGAUCCUGUGCAGAAAGAUGUCGUCACUGUAGAUCCAGCUAAAUUGACCUGGGGUCCAUAUUUCUGGUUCCAAACGUGGAGAAUGGCCACCUCCACCAUCUCAGUGUGUGACUACAUGGGAGAGAAACUGGCUUCUCUUUUUGGCAUCACUAGUCCGAAGUACCAGUAUGCAAUCGAUGAAUACCACCGUAUAAAGAAAGAGGAGGAAGAAGAAGAGGAGGAGAACCGUCUGGCUGAGGAUGCAGAGCGUCAUUUUGCAGAGCAGCAAAGAGGCGAGCUCGAUGCUCCUCCCUCUGCUACUGUGGAACAGCCAGAGGCGUCCAGAGCAUCAUUUGUUAACAUUAGCUUUGAGCUCAAACCUGAGCCUCCUCUCAGCGCUCCAGACACCAACAGAGUCCCUUCCCCUCUCCCCUCCUGAAAACUGGAACUCACAAACCUCUAACUUUCACACAUUUCUGUCUAAUCUUAUUGAACCUAGCUGUAUGAUUUAAUGAUGCUGUUAUUUUUCUAUGCUGUUUUAUAAGAGGAAAUAGUAAUACUUCGUGCAGGGAUAUAUUAAAAGGGCUGUGGAAGUGGCUGCAAUAGCCUUAUCUGUGAAUGUAAAUUUUCUGUACAGCCUGACAUGCAAUUGAACCAUUUCUAGAGCAGACAGGGACUGUGCCCAUCUCACUUUUAAACAUAGAGAAAGUGAAAUACAUGCUGGGUUAUACUCUUACUGAAGAAUUUAAAUUUAGUGUAGUUUUUUUCCUAGUGUACUAGAGCUUUCCAAGCUAAACCAUGGGUGAGAACAGGUAGAGAUUAAAUAAGUAGCCAGAGCUAUUGUAUUAUCAUUUAUACACAGGGAAUAUAUUGUCCUCCUCAUAUCAUAUCAUUGCUAUAUUGUUGUCUGUAAUGAAGAAAUACAAACUAGCCUACAAGUUAUAAAGAGGAAGAAGAAGAAUUAGCCUCAAACAAACCAGAAAUUGAAUUUCAAUGUGAUGUUCAAAUACAUAAGACAGCCCUUCCACCUCUGCCCUCUGUUAACUAUUCAAUGAAAACUACUGUAUGAAGCUGCAGUCUGUGGUCAAAAUGUAACUUAAAGAAUUGGCAAUUCAUGUUUUGCUUUUUUUUCAGUGUAAACCUCAUCUCUGUGAUGAUACUUGAAACAGUUUCCAAACAGCAACAACUCCUAUAAAGUUCAAAAUGAAAAAUCAACCAGACAAUGCAGCUGAUAGAAUCACUAUUAAUAUAAAUAGUUGAAAUCUUUGAAAAUCAACUAGAAUUCCAAUUUACUGGUGGUUGUUGAAGAACAUUGAGAAGUAGAGUUGCUCACACACACUGACAGUACCUUCAUGUGUGUUGAGAGUUCAUUCUUUAAGUGUCCUUGCCUGAGCUGCCAGAAGCUUAUUCAUUAUUAUUAUUAUCCACUGAAGUGACGGUGUGGGGUGGAGGCUUAGAUCUCAUACAGAGCAGAGCAGCAGUGAUUGUUCAGGAGGAAACCAGAGGCACACACACUGGAGCCUUCUGUUUUCUCAUGACAACACAGAAUACAUGUUACUCUGCUCUUUUUAAACUGAUCCUUUUAAGAGGGGGGGUUCUGUAAAUGGAAUACCAACAUGGGUAAAUGUCUUACAU